Molecule: messenger RNA, 1119 nt
Organism: Morchella sextelata
Lineage: Eukaryota; Fungi; Ascomycota; Pezizomycetes; Pezizales; Morchellaceae
Exons: 6
Coding region: 1-1119 (372 amino acids)
Source: RefSeq, a predicted model, not a curated record
AUGGUUUCGUUCAGAUCCACGAUAAAGGCUCUUUCAUCAGUAUUGGCACUUGCCACUGUGAGCAAUGCCCAAAUAUCAACAUUUAUAAACCGAUCAGCCGCCGGCUACUCGGCGAGUUUCAACAUCCCCGCGUCCGGCAAUGACACAUUCAUCCAACUCAACGGACCCGCAUCCGCUGGCUGGGUUGGGACGGGAAUUGGCACGGGGAUGAAGGGCGCAUUGAUUGGUGAAUUCGAGCCCGAGUUUGAGGAAUCGAUCCAGUACGAGCUGCUGGACGGGAGCGGUGUCGCAAACGGUAUCAUGACCGCCAAUAUCAGAUGUGCCAACUGUCGGGAAUGGAAUGGUGGAUCACUUGAUGUCAACAGCACCGCUCAGAACUUACUGUGGUCCGUGGGCAACAACGAACAAGUCGCAACUACAGAUAAAUCUGCGACAAUCCACCAGCACAGGCUAUAUGGUUUCUACACUCUCAACAUGGUCGCGGCGACUGGUGGGAACGAUACGAACCCGUUUACGAGCAACGACUCGAUAGUGUCGACUGGGAGCUCGAUCGCGGCGCCGAGGACAAAGGCGGAUAGGGUAUUGAUUGCACAUGGUGUCAUAAUGGGUGUCACAUUCGUGUUACUCUUCCCGUUCGGUGCGGCGCUCAUCCGGCUGCUGAACAAUCGGGUCCCGAACGCCCUGGCGCUGCAUCGCGGCGUGCAGAUCUUUAAUCUGAUAUUGGCGUUCAUCGGCAUGACCAUGGGUGUGUGGAGGAGCAGUAUGACUGGAACGCAAUGGCGCUCCUACCACCAAGUGAUGGGCAUCAUCAUCGUGUGCCUGCUGCCGCUGCAGGGCGUGCUCGGCCAGAUGCACCACCGCCAGUUCCUCAUCACGGGCACGCGCUCCGCCUGGUCGUAUGCGCACAUCUGGUUCGGCCGCAUCGUCAUCAUCCUCGGCAUCGUCAACGGCGGCAUCGGGCUGGGCCCCGAGCUAGCGAACGCGAGUAGGGGAUGGGUUAUCACAUAUCUGGUGGUUGUGGCGAUCAUGGCAGCGCUGUAUGCGCUGUUUUAUCUGCUCAAGGAGCGGUCGAGAGAGGUAAGGAGACAGAAGUCUAUUCCGUUGAAAGAAGUCAUGUGA